AUGGACAGCAGGAGGCAUCUGAGAUCUAAUCUGACUGAAUACCAACCUAAAUUAUACCAAGUUCUAGAUGAUGGGAAAAGGCUCCUCUUUUCUGUCACCUGCUCGGAUCUUGAAAGUCAACUGAACCAACUAGGAGAAAACUGGUUGAGUAGCACCAGCAAGGUUACCAAGGAGCUUCACAGGCUGGAGACAAUACUGAAGCACUGGACAAGGUAUCAGAGUGAAUCAAAUGAACUGACACAUUGGUUACAAUCUGCAAAGGAGCGGCUUGAGUUUUGGAGCCAGCAAUCUUUGACAGUUCCUCAGGAACUGGAAACAGUCCGAGACCACCUGAACUCCUUUUUGGAGUUUUCAAAAGAAGUGGAUGCUAAAUCAUCACUGAAAUCUUCUGUCCUGAGUACUGGGAACCAGCUCCUCAGGCUAAAGAAGGUCGAUACAGCAGCAUUGCGUGCAGGAUUGUCCCACAUUGACAGUCAGUGGACAGAGCUGCUCACACAAAUCCCAGCUGUACAAGAGAAAUUGCACCAGCUCCAGAUGGACAAAAUUCCUUCUCGCCAUGCUAUCACUGAACUUAUGAGCUGGAUUUCCCUGAUGGAAAACAUCAUUCAGUUUUUUUUAUGAAGAGAAUAUAAAAAAUGUAGUGGGACAGAAAGCUGUUCAGGAUUAUGUGCAGAAGUACAAGGUAUUGA
Pterocles gutturalis (yellow-throated sandgrouse) is the source of this 689-nucleotide messenger RNA. Its product is annotated as nesprin-1-like. The record is from RefSeq and is a predicted model, not a curated record. The coding region runs from base 1 to 621 and encodes 206 amino acids. NCBI's taxonomy places the organism in Eukaryota, Metazoa, Chordata, Aves, Pterocliformes, Pteroclidae. The transcript is spliced from 5 exons. Gene Ontology annotation, molecular function: protein binding.